AGCAACAAUACGAAUAGUAGAAACCAGCAGCAGCAGCAAGAAACCGCUUCUCUCUCUUGUUUCACCAUGGGCCGCACCAACACCAAAAAGCAGGAGGCGCGGAUGGCGCGCUUGAGCAAGCUCCCGCAAUCGGAGCGCCUGAAGAAGAGUGCCCUCAUCAAGAAGAAGGAAGGCCGCGUGCUCGAUGCAGCAGAGAAGCACGCGCUCAAGAUGUCGUCUGAGCACGGCGAGAUGAUGAACCUGUGGGCAAAGCUACGCACCUUGGAGGACCGCAGCGAGAACGCGUCCACCUCCGCCGCUCCCGCCUCCGCCAGCAAGAAGACGGCCUACGAACACAAGUACCCGGUGGUGGACAAGCUGAUGCACUUGAUUGAGCCGAAAUUUGCUUCCCUCAUGCGCACCCCGAGUGCGAGCCGUGUGAUCCAGUCCAUGAUCAAGUACGGCUCCGCGGAGCAGGUGGGUAAGAUAAUGAAGUGGGUCGCGAAGGAUUUUGCGGCCAACGCGACAAACGCGUACGGCCAUUUCGUGGUGUGUGCGCUGAUCCGCCACGUGUCCCACGACGCCUACAAUAAGCUGCUCGCCCACGUGAUCCCUGCUGUGCCGCAGCUCGUCACGCACAAGUUCGGCAUUGAGGUGAUCCACGCCGCGUACAGCAGUCGUUGGUGCAACCCAGCGGACCGCAGUCUGCUGCUGUUGGCCGUCUUCAAGGACAACGUGGCUGUCAUGAAGCGCUGGCCCGGCUACCCGGACAUAGAGGAGGUGCUGCGACUCAACCCCGCCCUGCAGAAGCGCCUCCUCACCCGUCUCUUCGACCUCAGCGAUAAGUUGGUGUCCCUGAAGGAGGCGGUGGGCUUCCCGUUUGUGCAGCGGCUCGUCAACGCGUUCGUGCGGUGCGGCACCCGCGAUGAGGUGAGUGAGCUGUGCGAUACGCUGCGGCCAUACAUCGCCACCAUCGCCGUCACCCGCGAAGGGGCGCCGCUCGCCUCCCUCGCCUUCUCCUUGACGGAGCCGAAGAAUCGGAAGGAGGUGCUGCGCAGCCUCAACGCACAGCUGGGCGAGCUGAGCACGAACAAGUACGCCGCUCCGGUCGUGGCGCGUCUCUUUGAUCUCCUUUACGAUGCGCAGAUGAUGAGCAAGUACGUCUCGAAGGACCUCGCGGAACACAUUGGGCAGGUGAUCAACAGCCCCUACGGCUACCAAAUUCUUAUGCACCUGCUGACCCCACACGACGAGCGCAAGUCGAAGUUUCUGCUGCCUAACUGGCAGGAGCACAACCUCUUCUCGAUGGAGAAUAAGGAGUGGAACCACCACACGUGGCUCACCGCCGACUACGCGAAGGAGACAGUAGAGAUCUGCAGCAAGCCGGCGGUCACGUCGCACCUCACCGCGCUGCCGCUACUGGUGAAGGCCUUCCUCGCCUACGUGGCGGACGAGACGAACAGCGAAAAGCUGAAUCGCCACCACGCCGCCCUCAUCGCACGCGAGGUGCUACACGUCUCGCAGCACGAGCCUCUCUACGCCGCCGCCCUGCAGCUGACGGAGGCGGAGGUGCAGACGCUGUCGAAACUUGCCCCGGCACAGGGCAAGCGUGAACGGAAGGUGGAGGCGGAGGAGGCGGAGGAGGCGCAGGCGCUGCCCGCCAAACGUGCGAAGCGCGACAGCGGUGCGCCGUCCUCAGCUUCUUCCUCAUCUGCUGUGGCGGCUGCUUCAGACAAGACGCCAAAACGGAAGGCGAAGGCGGACACGACGACUGAACCCGCGGGAAAGGACGUCAAGCGGCUCAAGACGAAAGCGAAGAGGGCGUGA
Leptomonas pyrrhocoris is the source of this 1806-nucleotide messenger RNA. RefSeq lists its product as hypothetical. Gene Ontology annotation, cellular component: nucleolus. Gene Ontology annotation, biological process: regulation of translation. The record is from RefSeq and is a predicted model, not a curated record. Gene Ontology annotation, molecular function: mRNA binding. NCBI's taxonomy places the organism in Eukaryota, Euglenozoa, Kinetoplastea, Trypanosomatida, Trypanosomatidae. The coding region runs from base 67 to 1806 and encodes 579 amino acids. The transcript has a single exon.